Messenger RNA from Ictidomys tridecemlineatus (thirteen-lined ground squirrel), 2785 nucleotides. It is a transcript of the gene Gdf9, whose product is annotated as growth differentiation factor 9. Gene Ontology annotation, cellular component: extracellular region. The record is from RefSeq and is a predicted model, not a curated record. Gene Ontology annotation, molecular function: cytokine activity; growth factor activity. Lineage: Eukaryota; Metazoa; Chordata; Mammalia; Rodentia; Sciuridae.
UAGUCCCGAAGGUGGGGCUUAGUGGUGAACGUCUGGGUUCAUGCGAGAUUUGGGGGACCCGGUGCCCCCCGGGAGGCGCUCACAGUAGUCCUGGGCCUUUCCACGGAGCUUCAGGCUCCGGGAGCGGCCGGGUGACAUAGAAAUAGGGGAGAAAAAAGACGCCAGGGAUGUAGCUCGGUGUAGAGCACUUGCCUAAUAUGCGUGAGGCCUUGGGUGACAUCGCCAGCACCACAAAAUAGUAGUAAUAACAACAACGAUAAUAAUUUUGAAUUUUGGGGUCGGGGUGGCAGCUGACCUGGAGGGCCACGGUGGUCCAGAGCUUUGCGCCUGUGAGUCCUCCAGGCAGUGGAGAACGCCCCUGAGGCGCAGCUAUCCUGCGGCAGCCUAAUGCGAGAUUUUAUGGGGUUUUGUCCAGUAGCUAAAAAGGGGCUCUAUUUUCAGACCAUCAGCUACGCCAGUAUCAGCUUUAUCAAUCGAGGCGCUGCACAGACUGGUGAUUUACCUUGUACUCUAAGUGUGGGUUAAUUUUCCUCAAGCAGAUAGCCUCCUUGAGGGUGGUGCUGGGUUGCCCCUUGUUUCAGCUUUUCACGAUGCACAUUUACCUCGUUUUUCUAAAAAGUGAAAGGAAAGUGACCGUGACACUUGUAGCGAUCAAAAGAUCUUUAGUGUGGCACUGUCUGAUUAACAGGGUAGGAAGAGAAAGAGCAGGGAAAAAGAGAGAGGAAGAGAACAAAGUGUUGGGGGGAGUGAGGUGGGAAAGCAAAGCGCAAAAGAGAAGAAAGAGGAAAGAGGGAGAAAGCGAGAGAAGAAAGAGAGAGCAAGAGAGGGGGGCCCAGCAGGAGUUUUUAUAGCCAAAUUAUAAUGGGGGUUUCUGGGUCUGUAAGCUGCCUUGUUGUCGUACAGUGAUUGGAUCAUACAGUAGUUGCUAAGGGUGUCAUCUUCUGCCUUCAGGUAGACGGGGCAGGGGUCAGACGUGGGUUUUCGUUGCACCAGACGGGUGGGGGUCGAAUGUUCAGCCUUGAGUGGGGUUGAGUGUUCAGACUUGACGCAAACAAACGAUAAGGAACCAGACAGACUUCUAGGGGAGAAGCUCAGAUUGCAGCUAAUGCUGAGUUGGAAUCUGAGGCAGAACCUUGGUCGGUGCUGCAACCUAAAGAUGGGACACCCAGCCCUGGCCACCUUUUCAAGUUUCUGUCUGAUGGGCGAGGUGGAGCCCCUAGGCUGCAGCCAGACUCCAGAGCUUUGCACUACAUGAAGAAGCUCUAUAAGAUGUAUGCUACGAAGGAGGGGAUUCCCAAAUCCACUAGAAGUCACCUAUACAACACCAUUCGGCUCUUCACUCCCAGUUCCCUGCACAAACAGGCUCUUGGACAACAGGUGACAGGAAUCUUUCCAUCAGUGGACCUGCUGUUUAAUCUGGAUCGUGUUACUGCCGUCGAACACUUACUCAAAUCUGUCUUGCUCUACACUUUCAAUAAUUCAGUUUCUCCUUCCUCUAUUGUUAAAUGUCGGUGCAACCUGGUGAUAAAAGAACCAAAGUCUUCUAACAAGACUCUCCCUAGAGCUCCUUACUCAUUGAUCUUUAAUUCACAGUUCAAAUUUAGAAAGAAUCGCAAGCAGAUUGAGAUUGAUGUAACCCCACUCCUCCAGCCUAUAGUGGUUUCCAGUGAGAGAAAUAUUCACAUGUCUGUCAAUUUUACAUGCACAAAAGACCAGCUGCAGCACCCUUCAGCUCAGGAUGGAUCCUUUACCAUGCCUCUUCUGCCCCCCUCACUGAUCUUAUAUCUGAAUGACACAAGUGCUCAGGCUUAUCACAGGUGGUAUUCCCUUCACCAUAAAAGGAAGUCUUCACAGGGUCCUGACCAGAAGAGUAAUGUGGCUGCCUAUCCCAUGGGAGAAGAGACUGUCAAGGGUGGGAGAUCCACCUGCCACCGGAGAGGUCGGGAAACCAUCACGUCUCAAUUGAAGAAGCCAAUGGUUCCAGCUUCCUUCAACCUGAGUGAAUACUUCAAACAGUUUUAUUUCCCCCAAAAUGAGUGUGAGCUCCAUGACUUUAGAAUUAGCUUUAAUCAGCUCAAAUGGGACAACUGGAUUGUGGCCCCUCACAGAUACAACCUUCGGUACUGUAAAGGAGAAUGUCCAAGGGCAGUUGGGCAUCGGUAUGGCUCUCCGGUUCACACCACGGUGCAGAACAUCAUCUAUGAGAAGCUCGACUCCUCAGUGCCAAGACCAUCAUGUGUACCUGCCAAAUACAGCCCCUUGAGUGUUUUGACCAUUGAGCCUGAUGGCUCAAUGGCUUACAAAGAGUAUGAAGAUAUGAUAGCUACCAAGUGCACCUGUCGUUAACUUAAGGUCCUCUAAAUGAAAACCUUGAGCCUAUUUAGCAAAGUAAGUGUUGUGUGCCUCUCUGCUCUCGGGAGAAGGCUUAUGUGUCACAUAACACAUUGUAGAAAUAGGAGCAUAUGCAUGUUAGCACUUUCUGGGGCGUCUGUCUGAAGGGAUAAGGUCAGUUGUUCCUACUUAGCCUUAAUUUCAACACUUAAACGUAAUUACUUUGGAGAGAUUUAAUUUUUUUCCCCUGAGCAUUUUUUUCCUUUUCACAAGUGUUUUGGUUUUGAUGGGAAAAUUCUAACUUAGCAUAAAUCUAAUGGAAUUGCAGCCACAGAUAUUCAGAGAGCUUUAGUAUUAUGAUAAUGGAAGAAUAAAUUCCUGUCAAUGGCAUAAAUUGUGUGUGUGUUAUUAAAUAAAUUAUGAUUGGGAGAGAGGAAGCAUGUUAAAAAGCUGA